Molecule: messenger RNA, 915 nt
Organism: Tarenaya hassleriana
Lineage: Eukaryota; Viridiplantae; Streptophyta; Magnoliopsida; Brassicales; Cleomaceae
Product: metabotropic glutamate receptor-like protein P
Exons: 2
Coding region: 153-701 (182 amino acids)
Source: RefSeq, a predicted model, not a curated record
UAUAUAUAUAUAUAUAUAGAGAGAGAGAUAAGACUCAUGUCUGUGUGUUUCCCAUUAUAAAACACAAACAUUUUGACAAGAAACUCACCUGUUCCGGUUUCGUUGCUGUUCAAGAAUCCGAGAAGAAAGAGAAGAGGAAAAGAAAGGAAAAGAUGAACACCCAUCUGAAUCUAGAGCAGAUGGGAAAAGAGAGAUAUGAUGCGAGGAUCGUGGUUGAAGAAGAAGAAGACAUUGAUGGAGUCUCAAGUUCAAUAUCAGAUGAAACAUCCCUGGAAGAAGAUUCAAGAGAUUCUUCUUCAUCAUGUUCAUCUAUGUCUUCUUCAUCAGAUUUCGCAGAGGAUGCUUCCUCUUCUUCUUCUUCAUCAUCACCGUCUUCAAAUGGGCCUCUCCAUGAUCUAUCUGAGCUCAUGAAUCACCUCCCUAUCAAGAGAGGGUUGUCCAAGUUUUAUGAAGGCAAAUCACAAUCAUUCACUUCUAUAGCAAAUGCGAAAAGCAUAGAGGAUCUUUGCAAGAAGAAAUGGAGCAGAAGUGGGGGUGGAGCUGUGAGAAUGAAGCCAUGCAAGAGCUCUUGUGGGUUAUUGGAUCAGAGCCACAAAAGAGCAUUCAGCCCUAAAGCCACAAUCUCCAAGAAGGCAACAAGACAACCUUCUUCACUUUCCUUGUGCAUAAAAGCUGCUUUUAUCAGCAAAAAUCCACUGUAAAAAAAUGCAUCCAAUUUAGGUUUAAAGCUUAACCCUUUUUCCUAUGCUAUGAUAUGAUCAGAAAACAAAAACAAAAACAAAUCUCUCGGUUCGGUUCAGUUUGUAUUCUGGGUUUUCUGAAACCGAAUGAGAACGGAGACAUCGGUUUUGGUUCGUUUUCUUUCCCAGGUCUGUAACAUAUUCAAGUAUCUUAUAAACUGCUCUUUCCCCUGAA